Messenger RNA from Dentiscutata heterogama, 825 nucleotides. NCBI's taxonomy places the organism in Eukaryota, Fungi, Glomeromycota, Glomeromycetes, Diversisporales, Gigasporaceae. The record is from the annotation of a GenBank genome assembly.
AUGGUUGAAUUUUUGAAGUUAGAAUAUUAUAAAAGGUGGAGCGAAAAGGUGUUGGUUCGCCUAAACGAAUCAAAAUGGACAAAACUAUUUAUGCUUACUUCUAUCUUGCAAGCCAUUGCAAUCAUUAUUCUGGAACUUAGAGUAUAUACACGUAAUAAUUCUACUGGACAAAGUUUGAGUACUAUAGGGUCCAUAUCUGAUGAAAUGACUGCAAAUGCUUCAUGUAUAUACCAACCUUCGUAUGUGAGAUUAAAUAAUAUUAAAGAUGAAAAUCUUAUUUUCAUCUUCUUCCAAAUCUUUCAAGUGUGGUUUUGCUUUAGUGCGAUGUAUAACCAAAAUUCAAUGCAAGUAAUAGCAAUUGUUGUUAUCAAUUUCCUUUUUGCACUUAAUGGGAUCAUUCAAUGGGUAGAAGUCAAGAAAUGGUUUACGGAUUUCGAUCUAGACUGUCCGGGAAGGUUACCUUUACAUACACAAUUUGUGAAAUAUGAUUUACCUUUGAUAAUUGCGUUAUUUUUAUUUUCAAUUGCCAUGGGAUUUUUAUGCUGGAAGUUAUACCGACAAUAUGGUUGGAAUAUUUAUAAAAAAAUUGGAGCCGAUGUAGAAAUGCAAACUACUUAUAGAACAUAUUUAAUUUAUCUCUUGUUACUAAAACUUGAUGCAAUGUUUAUUCUUGGUCUUUCCAUUGAAGCAUUAAAUGUAUAUGUAUAUACAAUUGGUAAACUAAGUGAUCUAAAACAUCUAAGAUAUAUGCCUAUAGAGUUUUAUAUAUUUCAUCUCUUUGUCACUAUUUGUGUCGGUAUAAAUCAAAUAUUAGCAUAUUAUUCG